CGCAAAAAUAAUAAAAAGUUUUAUCAUUCAUAUUGAUUGUAUCAGGAAAACCGCGGCUGGUCUCAUAUCAACAACUCUCGACUCGAUCCCGAUCAAUUCCGCCAUGGCGCCUUCUCCGUUCGAUCCUUUCAACCAAGAACCUGUUGCUGUAAGGAAAAAGAACAAUGGACCCCCAAUCAAGUUCCUUGUUCCUCUCAUAUACGCCCCUGUUCUACCUCUAAUUCGUUUGUCGCUGCGGCAUAAACCUGUUUUGAGAGAUCGUUUGUUUACUGCUGUGCUGGCUGGUGCUUUUGCUCAUGGUUUCUAUUUGAUAUCGGAUUUGUAUGAUGCUGAGAGUAAAUGAUUAUGCAGAGCAUGUAUCAGGCAUUGGAUCAGUAUUGUUUACAUCACAACCUCAGGUCCUCAAUAAAUUAUUUGACUUCUGUUUGCUGCUCAAGCUCAACAUCCUGGUAACACCUUAAAUAGAUAAAAUUUAUCAUGUAUGAAUAUGUAGUUUUUCCAUUUUUUUUUGGAAGAUUAUAUUGUGCCAUGUACUAAUAUUUGAGAAUUGCAUCCCAUACUAUUUGAGAAUUGAAUCUUGUAUUGCGGAUUUAGCUUUUAAUCGAAUAAUUGUGGAAUUUGGAGGCGGUUCAUGAGCUCCUCCAAGUUUUAUAGUGCAAGCAAAA
Messenger RNA from Trifolium pratense (red clover), 665 nucleotides. RefSeq lists its product as uncharacterized. Bases 104 to 343 code for a protein of 79 amino acids. Gene Ontology annotation, cellular component: chloroplast. The record is from RefSeq and is a predicted model, not a curated record. NCBI's taxonomy places the organism in Eukaryota, Viridiplantae, Streptophyta, Magnoliopsida, Fabales, Fabaceae. The transcript has 4 exons.